CGCAAGAAAACUACUGACUCUCGCUCCCCUCGUGCAAUUCACUCCAUUAUAUCCGUUCAAUGGGACAAUAAAAAACGUCCACCAUAUAAAUGUCUGAUGUCAGAACUGUUAUAAAUAUAUCUAAUUGGAUUUAAAUGGUCAAUCUAUUCCCAGGAUUUACUCAGCCGAAUAUAGCCACAAUAAAGUGAAGAGCGAAGGAGAAACUAGGCCCGCUGUCUUGAAAUAUACACGCGAGACUGUCCUCCUGGCUCUCGGAAGGACAGCUGCUGCAAGAGGAUCUGCCGACAACAAAAAAAAACGUUAUGAAUCCGCUUUCGUCUGUAGCCCAUUGCAGGCUUCGCGAAUAACGGGCGAAGACCCAGCGGAAUGUGAGGACUUGUCACCGGGGGCGACGUCGGGGUUUGGUGGCCUCUUUUUGGCUUUACCCCGUUUCUCGUUUGGGAAAUGCUCCUAUUCAGCUUCUACUCAUCCGCAUCAACAACACCCCCCUUCCCCCCCUCCCUCAGUUUUCAACUCUAGUCUGGGAUGACAGCGUGCGCAGCUGCGGCAGAACGUCCUGAUGGAUCAUCACAACACUUGCAGCAAAUCAAUGCACACCAAAAGCCGCUGACAUGCCCUCUCUUCGUUUGCUCGCCAUUCUCACAACCCUGCUUGCAGUAGUCUUGAUGGCGACCCAGUCGUCCGCAACCAGAACAACCCGCAGACCAAAGCCUCAGAAUACCAAGAAGCCCCCUCGCGGAGGUGGUACCGGAGGAGGGGGAGGAGGUGGCGACCAGCCGGCCCGUCUGGGCUUCAGGCAGACCACCACUACCAUGGCCCCCUCCAGUAGCCUGGGCACCGACGAGACCACAGAGGAUACCAUGACGGACGCCUACUCCUUGUCCCCCACUGACAGCACCACCUACGCAGGCGACGCCUACCCCACAGAGUUCCACACAGACUCCAUGGCGCUCCCUGGAGCCGGCAUGGGAAACUACACCCUGGACUACAGCCACUGCUACUUAAACGUCUGCGAGUGCUGCCCGCCUGAAAAGGGCCCCGUGGGGCCCCCAGGGGAGAGGGGGCCCCCAGGGCCUGGAGCGGAGAGGGGUCUUCCAGGUGUACCUGGAGAGAAAGGUGAUGUGGGACUCAUGGGACCUCCUGGACUGGAUGGUAUGCCUGGAGCUACUGGACUUGAAGGAGAUAAAGGUGACAAAGGCGAUCAAGGAGACACGGGGAUGCCUGGUGCUCCAGGGAUACUUGGGAAAGAGGGACCGAAAGGUGACUUGGGCCCCAAAGGAGAAAAAGGAGAAACAGGCCUCCCUGGCUUGAAAGGAGACCUGGGAGAAAGGGGAAAGCCUGGGUGGAAUGGGACCCAGGGCGAGAAGGGUGACCUGGGUAAAAUAGGCCCUGCAGGUCCCUCCGGGCUGACUGGCCCAAUGGGACAGAAUGGCCAAAAGGGAGAGAUGGGGGAGUGUCCAACUGGCGAGAAGGGGAAAGGGGAGGCAGGCUUGCCUGGCCCCCCUGGGCCGAGGGGGUUGGUGGGACCCCCGGGAGUAAAUGGAACCAAUGGUCUACCAGGGCCUGUAGGUCUGAGGGGUCAGCUAGGCUCCCCAGGAGGGAAAGGGGAGGCAGGGGGGCGGGGGCCCCCAGGCUUGAGGGGCAUGCCUGGGCCGAAAGGAGAGAAAGGCCCCAAGGGCCCACGAGGUGUGCGGGGUCCCAAGGGCCCGCAGGGGGAGACCGCAGAGCAGAUACGAUCUGCCUUCAGCGUGGGCCUCUUCCCCAGCAAGUCCUUCCCCCCCUCCGGCCUUCCCGUCAAGUUCGACAAGGUCCUCUACAACGAAGAGGAACACUGGGACCCAAUGCUCAGCAAGUUCAAUUGCACCCACCCCGGGGUCUACGUGUUCUCCUACCACAUCACCGUGCGCAACCGGCCCCUGCGCGCCGCACUGGUGAUUAACGGCGUGAAGAAGCUGCGGACGCGUGACUCCUUGUACGGUCAGGACAUCGACCAGGCGUCCAACCUGGCUCUGCUGCGUCUGGCAUCGGGGGACCAGGUAUGGCUAGAGACGCUGAGGGACUGGAACGGAGUCUACUCCAGCAGCGAAGACGACAGCACCUUCACCGGCUUUCUGCUCUAUGCCGACCCCAAGGCCUGACCUACGACCUCGCCUGUGAGCCCGGCUUCACCUCUUCAUGACCUGUAUCUGACAACUCCGCAUCCCCUCCAAACGCUUUGCACCACUCGGCUAAAUCAUCUCUGUCAAUGUUGCUAUUGCUACUGCUGCUAACUAUGCUUCUGCCUAUUGCUAUCACAACAACCUGACCAAAUGCUUGCUGUAAUUUGGAUGGGAAAGGCUGUAACACUUUAUGCAACGCUUACGCGCUCUGACAAUGCAAUAAAACACUGCUAAUGCUU
Messenger RNA from Oncorhynchus gorbuscha (pink salmon), 2398 nucleotides. Its product is annotated as otolin-1-like. Gene Ontology annotation, molecular function: protein binding. The record is from RefSeq and is a predicted model, not a curated record. NCBI's taxonomy places the organism in Eukaryota, Metazoa, Chordata, Actinopteri, Salmoniformes, Salmonidae.